GUGCUUUUUGCUGCUGUCCCCCAGGCAGAUCGGCCGGGUCAUACCCUAGCAAGCAACAAGAAUGGAUGUCUUUAAGAAAGGUUUCUCCAUUGCUAAAGAAGGUGUGGUGGCUGCUGCCGAAAAGACCAAGCAGGGAGUGACGGAGGCUGCGGAGAAGACUAAAGAAGGGGUGAUGUAUGUAGGUACCAAAACCAAGGAAGGCGUAGUGCAAAGUGUGACCUCAGUUGCUGAGAAGACCAAAGAGCAGGCCAAUGUGGUGGGAGAAGCAGUAGUAGCCAGUGUGAACACAGUGGCAAACAAGACUGUAGAAGGAGCAGAGACCAUCGUGGCCACCACAGGAGUUGUCAAAAAGGAGGACCUGGCAGCGCCGCAGCCGCCCGAGCAGCCGGGGCCAGCGGGAGAGGGGUCCAUGGUGGCAAGCACCGACAGAGGCGGCGAGGGUGAAAAUGAGGGCAAUUAAUCAACUUAGGGCCGUGGAGCUCAAAAGAGAACAUUCCAAGAGCAUACAUGGAAAUAUUAGCUGACACCACAACAGGAAAAUCCCGCUCUCCAUAGACUAACUCCAUGCAGCUCUGUAGUCUUUCACCUCCCCCAUAAACCAACCGUACCGUAUAUGUAAGGCAGACUCCUCUGACUGUAAGUAAAGUGCAGCCGUGC
Charadrius vociferus (killdeer) is the source of this 657-nucleotide messenger RNA. RefSeq names its product synuclein, gamma (breast cancer-specific protein 1) (gene SNCG). NCBI's taxonomy places the organism in Eukaryota, Metazoa, Chordata, Aves, Charadriiformes, Charadriidae. Gene Ontology annotation, molecular function: cuprous ion binding. The transcript has 5 exons. The coding region runs from base 62 to 460 and encodes 132 amino acids. The record is from RefSeq and is a predicted model, not a curated record. Gene Ontology annotation, cellular component: axon terminus; cytoplasm; neuronal cell body. Gene Ontology annotation, biological process: synaptic vesicle endocytosis; chemical synaptic transmission; synapse organization.